AUGGAAGACUCAAAGAAGAUGGAUAGAAUCAGUAACUUACCUGAUGAAUUAUUAUGUCACAUACUCUCUUUUCUUCCCACCAAAAUCGCUUUCACUACCACAGUUCUUUCGAAGCGGUGGACCCCACUUUUCCACUCACUCACCAUUCUCCGCUUUGAUGAUGAAACCGUGCACAACUACGCAGCCUUUAAUAGUGUAUGUGGAUUUAUUGAUACAUUCAUGCUCCCUCCUCGUCUCCCAAACCAAUUCAUCAAAACUUUUAGCCUUAAGUGUCGUUUUGUAUUCAGUGAUUCUAAUUGCCAUAUCUUGGACGCAUGGGUAGAAGCUGCUAAACAACGUUGUAUUGAGGAAUUUCAUCUCUCCAUGAUUGCCAGAAUCUCGAAUGACACAAUUUUCACAUGUCAAACCCUAGUUGUUCUCAAACUUGAAUGGUUACAAGUUGAAGUUGAAAAUUUGUGUCGUGAUCUUCCGUCCCUCAAAACCCUACAAUUGAGAUUUGUUCGUUUUAAAAAUAAGAAUGUUCUGCAACAACUUCUUAAUGCUUCUCCUAACCUAGAGGAUUUGAAUGCUUAUGGUACUUCCAAACAUGAUAAAAACAGUGCACCUGUAGGGGUUAAAUCCUUGUCCCUGGCUAAGUUAGUUAGAGCUGAAAUGCGGGCAAUAGAUGUUCCUUAUAAUGUAGUUAAUAAUGUUGAGUUUCUAUGCUGGAGGUCCAGCUCAUCCAAGGAAUGGAAAUGGCCAAAUUCGGUUCUUGAAUGUGUUUCGUCUCACCUCAGAUCAUGUACAAUUUUAAACUUUGAAGGAUCGGCAAAUAACCUUCGAUUUGCAACAUAUAUUCUGCAGAAUGCUAGGCUUUUACAAGAUAUGACAAUCGACGUUACUACUCGCUCCUCAAAUGAAAUGCUUUUAGAAAGGAGUGAAAUUAUAGAAGAAUUGUCCUCUUGUCCAAGGAUUUCUCCAGCAUGUAAACUUACAUUUGAAUAUAAGUAG
Molecule: messenger RNA, 990 nt
Organism: Medicago truncatula (barrel medic)
Lineage: Eukaryota; Viridiplantae; Streptophyta; Magnoliopsida; Fabales; Fabaceae
Product: F-box protein At4g09920
Exons: 2
Coding region: 1-990 (329 amino acids)
Molecular function (GO): protein binding
Source: RefSeq, a predicted model, not a curated record